Messenger RNA from Psammomys obesus (fat sand rat), 276 nucleotides. Its product is annotated as translation machinery-associated protein 7-like. Bases 1 to 276 code for a protein of 91 amino acids. The transcript has 2 exons. The record is from RefSeq and is a predicted model, not a curated record. Lineage: Eukaryota; Metazoa; Chordata; Mammalia; Rodentia; Muridae.
AUGUGUCCACUAUUCUUGCUAGUUCUUGGUACUAAGACUAGAACACAUGGAUCAGGGACUGGUGAAGGGGCUGUCAGUGCCUUGUCUAGCUGCGAAGGUGAAAAAAAGAAGCCCCUAAAACAGCCCAAGAAGCAGGCCAAGGGGAUGGAGGAGGAGGAUAAGGCUUUCAAGCAGAAACAGAAAGAGGAGCAGAAGAAACUGGAGGAGCCAAAAGCCAAGGCCUUGGGGAAGGGGCCUCUGGCCACAGGUGGAAUUAAGAAAUCUGGCAAAAAGUAA